Molecule: messenger RNA, 1161 nt
Organism: Durotheca rogersii
Lineage: Eukaryota; Fungi; Ascomycota; Sordariomycetes; Xylariales; Xylariaceae
Product: UDP-galactose transporter
Exons: 4
Coding region: 1-1161 (386 amino acids)
Cellular component (GO): Golgi apparatus
Molecular function (GO): antiporter activity; GDP-mannose transmembrane transporter activity
Source: RefSeq, a predicted model, not a curated record
AUGUCGGACAAGAAGAACGAAGACUACACCGUUCGCAUGCCCGACUCGGCAUACGGAGAGAAGGAUCCUUUCAUCCCGCCUCGCCCUGCGCGAGCCGCAUCCCACCACAACUCCGUCGCCUCGAAGCUCGCUAAGAUCGAGAACAACCCUACCGUCUCCAUCCUCGCUUACUGUCUAUCUUCCAUUAGUAUGACCAUCGUUAACAAAUACGUCGUGUCUGGCUCCGAGUGGAACUUGAACUUCUUCUACCUCGCGGUUCAGUCAAUCGUCUGUAUAGUAACGAUCGAGGCUUGCAAGCAAUUAGGCUUGAUCAAAAACCUCGCGCCCUUCGACAUCAACAAGGGGAAACGAUGGUUCCCUAUCUCCCUCCUCCUAGUGGGUAUGAUCUACACCGGCACCAAGUCGUUACAGUACCUUUCGGUCCCCGUCUAUACCAUCUUCAAAAACUUGACGACUAUUGUUAUCGCAUACGGCGAGGUUCUAUGGUUUGGAGGAAGCGUCACGCCCCUAGCUCUGCUUUCGUUCGGUCUUAUGGUCCUCAGCUCCGUCGUUGCGGCGUGGGCCGACACCCGCAGUGCUAGUCAGACUGCCGAAGCCGCCGCAGCACUCGCUACCCUGAACGCCGGUUACGCCUGGAUGGGGCUCAACGUCUUCUGUACUGCAUCCUACUUGCUUAGCAUGCGUAAGGUCAUCAAGAACAUGAACUUUAAGGACUGGGACACUAUGUUCUACAACAACUUCCUUACCAUCCCUGUCCUCCUUAUCUGUUCCCUGCUUGUCGAAGACUGGUCCAGUGCGAACCUGACCAAGAACUUCCCCCCCGAGUCUCGAAAUGCCCUCUUCGUCGGCAUGGUUUACUCUGGCAUGGCUGCCAUCUUCAUCUCCUACUGCUCUGCGUGGUGUAUCCGAGUGACAUCCCCGACUACCUACUCGAUGGUUGGAGCCCUCAACAAGCUUCCGAUUGCCGUUAGCGGUCUCAUCUUCUUCUCCGCGCCCGUCACCAUCGGAAGUGUCUCAGCGAUCUUCAUCGGCUUCGUCAGCGGUAUCGUGUAUGCUUGGGCGAAGGUGCGGCAGUCUCAAGUGGCCAAAAACUCUCUACCCAUGACACAGCCUACCAUGAGCGCGAGCUCGCAGAGCAACCGCGAUGCCGCCAACUCAUAA